Messenger RNA from Protopolystoma xenopodis, 252 nucleotides. The record is from the annotation of a GenBank genome assembly. NCBI's taxonomy places the organism in Eukaryota, Metazoa, Platyhelminthes, Monogenea, Polystomatidea, Polystomatidae.
AUGACUGAAGCGAAAGUCACACGCAGUGACGCAGCUGACGGUGAACCGGUCCUCUCCGCUCUAAUUCAACUCAUGAAUGCCCUCUUGACGAUAGGAUAUCCAGAUGUGGCGCGAUUGAUCGCCAAAAGGUAUACGCGUGAUCCUAAGCUCAGGAACUCCCAAGAACUGACACCAGAAGAACUGAUGGAAGCUGUGAAACCAGUUCAUUCGCAAACAGCCCAAAGUCACUCUCGGAAAGAACGAUUACGCUAA